Molecule: messenger RNA, 750 nt
Organism: Apiotrichum porosum
Lineage: Eukaryota; Fungi; Basidiomycota; Tremellomycetes; Trichosporonales; Trichosporonaceae
Gene: PUP2
Product: proteasome component pup2
Exons: 8
Coding region: 1-750 (249 amino acids)
Biological process (GO): proteasome-mediated ubiquitin-dependent protein catabolic process
Cellular component (GO): nucleus; proteasome core complex; proteasome core complex, alpha-subunit complex
Source: RefSeq, a predicted model, not a curated record
AUGUUCCUCACUCGCUCCGAGUACGACCGUGGUGUCAACACCUUCUCGCCAGAGGGCCGUCUCUUCCAAGUCGAGUACGCCAUGGAGGCCAUCAAGCUCGGCUCGACCACCGUCGGCAUCUGUACCCCCAAGGGUGUCGUUCUCGGCGUCGAGAAGCGUGUCCAGUCGCCCCUCCUCGAGUCGUCGUCCAUUGAGAAGAUUAUGGAGAUUGACCGCCACCUCGGCUGCGCCAUGUCGGGUCUCACUGCCGACGCGCGCACCAUGAUCGACCACGCCCGCGUCACCUCGCAGAUGCACGCGUUCACCUACGACGAGCAGAUUGGUGUCGAGAGCUGCACCCAGGCUGUGUGUGACCUUGCCCUCCGGUUCGGCGAGAGUGUCGACGACGACGACGCGCUCAUGUCGAGGCCAUUCGGUGUCGCCCUGCUGAUUGCUGGCCACGACGAGCGCGGCCCUCAAUUGUAUCACACUGACCCCUCGGGCACCUUUGUGCGCUACGACGCCAAGGCCAUCGGUUCGGGUUCCGACGCUGCCCAGCAGAGCCUCCAGGACGCCUACCACAAGCAAAUGACCCUCGCUGAGGCCUACACCUUGACGCUCAAGACGCUCAAGCAGGUCAUGGAGGAGAAGCUCGACGAGAACAACGUCCAGCUCGCCCAGGUGACGGCUGAUGGCGGUUUCGAGAUCCUCAACGAGGCGGAGCUCAAGGCGGCGAUCGAGAGCCUCCCGGCCGAGCGUGUCGUCGUGUAA